GUUUCGGGUAUUAAAAUGCCAUUCUCUCAGUUUGCGUUGAUAUCGUGGAUUCUGAUUAACGUGAGUUCCGCACAAUCGCCCCUGACUGACCCAAAAGUGGCGAGCUGUCCUAGUAUUUGCCUCAACGAGUCCAGUCACCAGGAAAUUAGCAAUCUGAAACAACUGCUUAAUCAGGAAUCCCUAAUUAGACUAUCACUAAUGAAGCAGGUGUACUCCUUGGUCAGUGAUAUGAUUACUAUCAAACAGAGAAUAGCUGGUGUUUUCAUGGAGGGACGGCAAUUUGAAGACAAGCUAGAGGCGAUGGAAAAGACGAUUGAAAGUCUUGGAAAUGAAAAUCAAACACUGCGCACAGAACUGGAGCAGACGAAUAUCACCGUUAUCAACGUAACGGAUUGUAUGACUAAGUCAAGGGAUUUACUCCAUGCAAACAGUUCAAACGCUGAAGGUUCUAACUCCUAUCAAAAAUGUGUGGCAAAUGUUGCUCUUGGAAAAUCGGUGUCGGUUAGUUCAACAUACAGCAGCUUUCUGCCCUCAAACGCUGUGAAUGGAAACUUCAACGACUUCAUGCAUACAACAUAUCCGACAGGAGAAGGCAGACCGUGGCUCACAAUAGACCUUGGGAACAUAUUUCUAGUACACCAGAUUGAAAUCUUCAACAGAGCGGACUGCUGCGGUUCUAAAUUUCAUGAUGCUGAAGUGACAGUAGGAAAAUCCCUGGAUAACCUACAAUUCUGUGGCCAUUAUUCGGGAUCAGCAAGGAACGGAGAGAGAAUAGCGAUGUGGUGUCCUCCUCAGACAUUUGCUCGCUUUGUUAAAAUCCAGAUUGUAAAAGGAACACGAAACAUAUUGCACGUGGCGGAGGUUCUCAUUUGGGGAGUGCCUGAAGGAAAUUAUCAAUAUAUGCUUCCAUCCACAAAUUGUUUGAACAACGUUGCACUGGGGAAAUCUGUGACUGUGAGUACAACAUAUGGUAAAUUUCGGCCCUCAAACGCCGUCAAUGGAUACUUCAAUGACUUCAUGCACACAACGUACCCAACAGGAGAAGGCAGACCAUGGCUUACAAUAGACCUUGGGAAUACAUUUGUAGUACACCAGAUUGAAAUCUUCAACAGAGCGGACUGCUGUGGCUACAAGUUCCAUGAUGCAGAUGUUAAAGUAGGAAGAUCCCAAUCAAACCUACAUACCUGUGGACACUAUGCAGGGUCAGCUCAGAACGGGGAGAGGAUAGUAAUGACUUGUCCCUCACGUUCCAUCGCUCGCUUUGUCAAGAUCCAGAUUGUAAAAGGCACACGUAAUGUGUUACAUGUAGCGGAGGUCAUUGUAUGGGGUGUACGUGACACAGGGCGGCACCAGAAGACGUCAAAAUAGACAAGAAAGACAUGUCCUAUUUCAUCUGUUGUAUAAUCAAUUAUUCAGUUAUCUGAAAUAUUUUGAGUAAAACUGUGUUUUGUUUGCUUUGAACAAAUAUUUAAUAAAUACUCUAUCAAGCUUG
This is a messenger RNA of Ostrea edulis (European flat oyster), 1492 nucleotides long. RefSeq lists its product as uncharacterized. The coding region runs from base 16 to 1368 and encodes 450 amino acids. The transcript is spliced from 5 exons. Lineage: Eukaryota; Metazoa; Mollusca; Bivalvia; Ostreida; Ostreidae. The record is from RefSeq and is a predicted model, not a curated record.